UUAGGUUUAGCUGUCAGUUGUGUUUGUUUACAACAAAAUAUCCUUUUCUUUUUAGUCGAAAAAGCCUUUUAAAUUUAAAAACUUUUAUAAAUUUGAAGAACUAAAUUACCAAGAAAUUUUAAUUUGAUUAAAUUUUUUAUUUUGUUGUUUUUAACCUAACCAAGUAACUCAAAGGUUAACUACACUAGAAGGUUCUCUUAUUUAGUGGUAUUAUACCCCCAUAAUUUUCGUUUGCCACUAGCCACGAAAGUGUUACACUAUAAAAUAAUGGGGCAGACCUACUGUUCUUACUUGGCCCAAUUGGCUAAACGUGUACUGGGACUGGGACCAUGAGUAUGAAUUGGAGGUGAUAAGCUGAUAAGAAAGUUAUGGCGUUGCACUGGCACAUUGUAAGGUAAAAGAUAAGACGCAAACAUAGUUGUUCUUGUUCUAAGUAUAUUGUAAACUUACAACUGAAAUUUGUUGAAUAAAAUUAAAUUUAAUAUGGAAAUGAAGCAAGAGGCUAGCCAGACAACUUGUAAAAUAGAAACAGAUUCUGAGGGGUCUGAUGGUCCUUUGGAUGCCUUCAAAAUUGAUAUUAAAGAAGAACCUAAGAGAGAAAGUAUAUAUCAAGCAUAUGAUUGUUUAGAGUCAAAUGUGUCAUCCGUAAAUACUAAAGUAGAACAAGAUGAAUAUAAAUUUACACCAUUUGAAGAAAAACACACAACAAAUGAAGAAGGUUAUCCCCAAGAGGAAAACAAAAUGGAAAUUAAUGAGACAAUUGAACAUGCAUCUUCUGAAGGAAAUUAUAUCAGUCGACAGGCCGAAGGAAAAACAUUAAAUAAAAAUAUGGAAACAGUGACUGGACAAAAACCUUACACGUGCGAAAUUUGUUUUAAACAGUUUAGUCGGGGCAGUCAUUUAAAAAUGCAUUUGAGAGUGCACACUGGCGAAGAACCUUACAAGUGCGAAACUUGUUUAAAACAGUUUAGGACUGCAAGUAAUUUGAAAGAACACUUGAGAGUGCAUACUGGAGAAAAAACCACAAAAUUUGUAAAGUGUGAAAUUUGUUUUAAGCAGUUUAGUCGGGACAGUCAUUUAAAAAUACAUUUGAGAGUGCACACUGGGGAAAAACCUUACAAGUGCGAAACUUGUUUAAAACAGUUUAGGACUGCAAGUAAUUUGAAAGAACACUUGAGAGUGCAUACUGGAGAAAAAACCACAAAAUUUGUAAAGUGUGAAAUUUGUUUUAAGCAGUUUAGUGUGAAAAAUUUUAAAACACACAUGAGAUUUCACACUGGAGAAAAGCCAUACAUGUGUGAAAUUUGUUUAAAACAUUUUGUUAUGAAAGCUCAUUUGAAAAGACAUUUACAAACACACACUGGAGAAAAACCUCACAAGUGUGAAAUUUGUUUUAAGCAGUUUAGUGAAGCGGGUCAUUUGAAAGGACAUUAUAGAGUGCACACUGGAGAAAAACCGUACAAUUGUGAAAUUUGUUUUAAACGGUUUAGUCAGGGAUAUAAUUUGAAAAAACAUUUGAGAGAACACACUAGAGAAGCAGGUACUUCGUAUCCAGUGCACACAGGCGAAAAACCAUAUAAGUGUGAAAUUUGUUUUAAGCAAUUUACUGAAGCGAGCUCUUUGACAAGACAUUUGAGAGGGCACACAGAAGAAAAACCUCACAAGUGCGAGAUUUGUUUUAAGCGGUUUAUUGCUUCAAGUAUGUUGAUAAAACAUUUGAGAGUGCACACUGGGGAAAAACCUUAUAAGUGUGAAAUUUGUUUUAAGCAGUUUAGCCAGGCCAGUAAUUUAAAAAUACAUUUGAGAGUGCACACUGGGGAAAAACCUAACAAGUGUGAAAUUUGUUUUAAGCAGUUUGUUAGUACAAGUUAUUUGAAACUACACUUAAGGACGCACACUGGGGAAAAACCUUACAAGUGUGAAAUUUGUUUAAAGCAGUUUAGUCUAGCCAAUAGUUUAAAAAAACAUUUAAGAGCGCACACUGGAGAAACACCUUACAAGUGUGAAAUUUGUUUAAAGCCGUUUAGUACAGCCAGUAGUUUGAAAACACAUUUGAGAGUGCAUACUGGAGAAAAAACCACAAAAUUUGUAAAGUGUGAAAUUUGUUUUAAGCAGUUUAGUCAUUUAAAAAUACAUUUGAGAGUGCACACUGGGGAAAAACCUUAUAAGUGUGAAAUUUGUUUUAAGCAAUUUAGUGUGGCAGGUAGUUUGAAAAAACAUUUAAGAGUGCACACUGGAGAAACACCUUAUAAGUGUGAGAUUUGUUUUAAGCAGUUUAACACUGCAAGUAGUUUGAAAAUACAUUUGAGAGUGCACACUGGGGAAAAACCUUAUAAGUGUGAAAUUUGUUUUAAGCAAUUUAGUGUGGCAGGUAGUUUGAAAAAACAUUUAAGAGUGCACACUGGAGAAACACCUUAUAAGUGUGAAAUUUGUUUUAAGCAGUUUAUUGCUUCAAGUAAGUUGAAAAACCAUCUGAGAAUUCACACUGGAGAAAAACCUUACAAGUGCCAAAUUUGUUUUAAGCAGUUUGCCACUACAGGUCAGUUGAAAAUACACUUGAGAACGCACACUGGAGAAAAACCUCACAAGUGUGAAAUUUGUUUUAAGCAAUUUAGUAAAACAACUAAUUUAAAAAUACAUUUGAGAGUGCACACUGGCGAAGAACCUUACAAGUGCGAAACUUGUUUAAAACAGUUUCGUACUGCAAGUAAUUUGAAAGAACAUUUGAGAGUGCAUACUGGAGAAAAAACCACCAAAUUUGCAACGUGUGAAAUUUGUUUUAAGCUGUUUAGUGUGAAAAAUUUGAAAACACAUAUGAGAUUUCACACUGGAGAAAAACCAUAUAUGUGUGAAAUUUGUUUAAAACAUUUCUUUAUGAAAGCUCAUUUGAAAAGACAUUUACAAACACACACUGGAGAAAAACCUCACAAGUGUGAAAUUUGUUUUAAAGAGUUUGGUGAAGCUGGUCAUUUGAAACGACAUUUGAGAAUGCACACUGGAGAAAAACCGUAUAAGUGUGAAAUUUGUUUUAAACAGUUUAGUCAGGGAUUUAAUUUGAAAAAACAUUUGAGAAUGCACACUAGAGAAGCAAGUACUUAGUCUCUAGUGCACACAGCAGAAAAACCCUACAAGUGCGAAAUUUGUUUUAAGCGGUUUUUUGCUUUAAGUGUGUUGAAAAAACACUUAACAAUACACACUGGAGAAAAACCUUAUAGGUGUGAAAUUUGUUUUAAGCAGUUUAACCAGGACGGUAAUUUAAAAAUGCAUUUAACACAGCACACUCAGGAAAAACCUUACAAGUGUGAAAUUUGUUUUAAGCAGUUUGCUACUAAAAGUUAUUUGAAAACACACUUAAGAACGCAUCAGUGAUGUGGGAGAGAGGGGUUAUGACCUACGAUGAAGUGGAUGGGAUCGCUUCCGUCAUAUUGGAUUUAGCAUUGACAGUAGUCGAGUAUUGAUUUUCUGUACCCAGAUUGGCUCAAAUCCAUCUUUGUAAUACCUAAAAAACACAAUGCGAGAAAAUGCUCAGAAUAUCUAUUAAUUAGCCUAAUGAGCCACACUCUUAAGAUUUUCCUAAGACUACUUCACAACAGAAUUAGACGCAAAUGCGAAGAUCUCGAGGAUACCCAACUUGGUUUUAGAAAUGCUAUGGGAACCAGGGAGACACUUUUUGCGCUUAACAUCCUUUACAAAAAUGCCGUGACCAAAGAAAAGAUGUAUUUGCAUGUUUCGUGAACUUCGAAAAGGCAUGCGAUAAAGUCCAGCAUGUAAAAUUAAUGCAAAUACUGAAAACUAUCGGAAUAGAUGACAAGGAUAUUCGUGUCAUUAAAAAUUUGUACUGGAAUCAAACUGCUAUCGUAAAAAUUGGAGUUAUCUACACCUAUGAAAUCUCCAUACAACGAGGAGUCAGACAAGGUUGCAUUUUGUUCAAUGUUUACUCGGACCAGUUAUUUAAAAAGACACUUGAUAGACAGCUAUAUGGAAUAAAAAAUCAACGGGGAACUACUUAAUGUGAUUAGAUGCGCAGACGAUACAGUAAUUCUGUCAGAUGAUAUUGAAGAUCUCCAAAUUUUGCUUGAUCGUAUUCACGAGGUAGGAGAGGAAAUGGGCAUUAAAAUAAACUCAAACAAAACCAAAUUUUUAGUGUUUUGUCGUGACCCACAUCCCGAUGCAAGCUUCAAUUAAACGGAGUCCAAGUUGAGGAAGUUCACAAAAUGACAUAUUUGGGAACUGUGAUAACGGACCAACUAGAUCCAAACAUAGAAAUAAAACGUAGAAUAGCAAUGACUAAAACUACUUUUAUGAAAAUGAAGUCAUUUCUUUGCAGUUAUCAUCUCAGUUUAGAACUAAGACAAAGAAUGGUUAAAUGCUAUGUUUGGUCCGUACUUUUGUAUAGUGCAGAAGUGUGGACGUUAAAAGUAUCGAGUAUCGAUCAUGAACAGAGUUGAAGCAUUGGAAAUGUAGAUUCAUAGACGGAUGCUGAAGAUACCUUGGACAGCAAGAAAAACUAAUGAAGUACUAAGGAGGGUCAACAAAGAUAGAGAACUGCUAAAAACUGUUAAACAUCGAAAAAUGUCUUAUCUGGGACAUAUAGUGAGGGAAAGUCGAUAUAAAAUAUUACAACUGAUCCUUAAAGGCAAAAUAGAGGGCCGUAGGGGUGUAGGAAGAAAACAAGUUUCUUGGUUAAAAAACAUUCGUGAAUGGACUCUGAUAUCAAAUGCAGGACAAUUAUUCCAUAUUGCAGAAGAUCGAGAAGCCUUUGCAGUGGUGAUCGCCAACGUCGGCACGUGAAGAAGAAAGAUACUCCGAUUGGAACUGUUGGCAGCCACUGUUGGUGCUAGACUUUAUCAGUCAGUCAAAAGACAAUUUUCUCAGCAUGUCGAGUCUUAUUUUUGGAGGGAUUCCACUACUGUUCUUUCUUAGAUCGAACGUAAGGAUGACUGGUCUGUUUUCGUUUUUAAUAGAGUUCAGGAGAUUAGAAAUUUAGCCAAUCCUGAGUGUUGGAAAUAUGUACCUGGUUUUCUCAAUCCUGCCGAUCUUCCAUCAAGAGGCUGUGAUUUUCGGCAAUUGUUCUGGGGAGAGGGCCCGGAAUGCUUGUACAGAAACAAAAUUGAUUGGCCCCAACAAAAAGUAGAGGUUGAUGAAGAAGAAGUCGGCACUGAGAAAAAGAAAAAAACCGUUUUGUCACUAUUGAAUAUGACGUCCGACGAUUGGCAUCUGCGUUACUUUUCUCAGUACACAAAACUUUUAAGAAUGAUGGCUUGGGCGCUACGAUUUUGUUACAAUACAAGAAAUUCAAAUGGAAAACGUACAGGCGAAUUGACCGCGGAGGAAAUCGACAAAGCCGAAAUGUUUGUGUUAAUACUAAUGCAGAACGAAGCGUUCGGUUCAGAUACGAAACGAGUUUCCUCGCUAAACACGUUUGUCGAUGAAAGUGAACAUUUUAUAAUACGCAAGUUGAUUUUGAGCUUACACAAAAACUCCUGUCAUGUUGGCACACAGGGACUGCUGAGUUUGCUCUUCGAAAAAUAUUGGAUUUUAGGUUCGAAAAAUAUUAGAUACUUUAGGUGGUAGACGGAUUGUGCGGUCCAUUUUAAAAGAAUGUGGUGUGUGCAAGAGACAAGAUGGGAAAUCGUUCGAAGUACAAACGCCAUCAUUGCAAAGGCUUUACCCAGUGGAAGUCGUGGCAGUUACUACUGGCGAGCAUAUCGAGGGUAUUACUACGGGAGGCGGCUCUAGAGACAGUGCUUCAAGAGAACGGUUGUCAGCUCCAGGCUAAGGAAGAAUCAAGUGAAAUAAGUGCGGGAGUGACAAAAAGCAGAGCACCCGAUUUAAAUGAGAGAUAUACGCGAAGUGGCCGGGUAGUUAAAACUCCUGUAAGAUUCAAGUGACAUUUUCUUGACUUAAUUUUUCAUGACUGUUUGUUUUUUAAUAUAUUACAUUUUGCUUUGUUUGAUAUUUUGUUGUAAUUUUUCGUGACUCUCUGUACUUUUUUGAGAAAUGUCAAAUUCCUCAAGGUGGGAGAAUAUCGAGUCAAUAAACCUAUUUCUACAUAUGGCAGUGUCCGUGUUUAAAAAAUAUGUCUGAUUUAUCAUAUACCUACGGCCGAGGGCCAUAUGUUGUUCGUCGCUCUGUGGUGACAAGAGGGAUGGUGGGCUAGCCCGCUUGAAAUUGAAACCUUUUAAGAUAAUAAUGUAGGGAACACAUUAGGUAUAAUUAAUUACAGUUUUAAGGAUUGUGUAGACAUUGUAUAUGAUUUUAAAGACAGUCGAUUUUGUAACGUCUAUCGGAUAACAUUGAAAUAAAAACUUUUGUUUUAAGCAA
Messenger RNA from Diabrotica virgifera virgifera (western corn rootworm), 6324 nucleotides. RefSeq names its product zinc finger protein 271-like. NCBI's taxonomy places the organism in Eukaryota, Metazoa, Arthropoda, Insecta, Coleoptera, Chrysomelidae. Gene Ontology annotation, biological process: regulation of transcription by RNA polymerase II. Bases 484 to 3099 code for a protein of 871 amino acids. Gene Ontology annotation, molecular function: DNA-binding transcription factor activity; RNA polymerase II cis-regulatory region sequence-specific DNA binding. The transcript is spliced from 2 exons. The record is from RefSeq and is a predicted model, not a curated record.